CUACGAGCUAGGGCCAGCGCAACACAAGCAUAGACGAUCAUGGUCGACCAGUCUGAAGCAGAGACGGUCAAGGCCGACUCGCCUACCGAGCCUGCCGGGGCCAAGCUGGGAAAGCGUAAGGGAAGGGAGGAAAGCGAGUCAUCGUCGAGCGAUGAGAGCAGCUCGGACGACGAGGACUCAAGCGAUGAGGAGAGCUCGUCAGACAGUGAUAGCGACAGCAGCAGCGAUGAUGGGAAGCCGCCUGCGAAGAAGGUUGCCAAGGAGGACAAGAAGGAGGAUCCCUCUUCUGAUGAGGAGAGCAGCAGCGAGAGCAGCGAUGAGUCGGACAGUGAUUCGAGCAGCUCGUCCUCGUCUUCAUCGUCAAGCUCCAGCUCCGACGAUGAAGACAGCAGCAGUAGCGAUGAGGAAUCCUCGAGCGAUGAAUCUGACUCGGACUCGGAUUCGAGUUCAAGCUCAUCCAGCAGCUCUGGCUCCUCCUCGUCCUCGUCCUCCUCGUCUUCAUCUUCAUCAAGCAGCAGCAACAGCGACACCGACGGCAAGAAGAAGAACAAGAAGAUCCUCUCGACGCCCGCAGCCAUCACCACGGCCAAGAUCGUACCAGUCGCACCUGUAGACGAAUCAGCCGCCUCAUCUCCCACCUCAUUCGUCUCCGCCCCCACUACACCUUUCAAGCCCCUCAGCAGCAACGACGGCCCUGCAUCCUCCACCCCUCCCCCUUCGGCAGGUCCACCGGCAAAGGGACGCCGCUCCAUUGGUGUUCCCUUCCAACGUGUGAAGUCGGACGGCGUCAACCUCCUCGAUGCCGGUCUGCGCGACAUGAGCUAUGAUGGCAAGCCUAUGGCCGCCGGCGGGUGGGGAGCGAAGGCCAGUGCGGAUCUGAUCGUGACCAGAGGAAAGGGCUUCACGAAGGAGAAGAACAAGAAGAAGAAGGGCUCUUACUCGGGAGGGAUGAUCGAUCAGGGGAGUCAUUCGUACAAGUUCCCAGAGUAGCGGCAAGGGAAGGCAAUUAGAUCUGAGAGGCCGUGUUGGCAGCAGCGGCGGGCGAGGGACGGUCGCACCGCAUCCUUCAUGAUGAUGGGUGUAGCAGCCGACCUUUUCCUUUCCCUUCGAUAUCUCGCUUGUUCCCUGCUCAAUCACGCUGAUCGCCCACCUCGUAUCAUACGCCCACUUCGUAUCAUAUCUGCAAUCGCGAAACCUCGUUAUGAUCUCAGAGCCGAUCGACCUCUAUCAGCUCCCCU
Molecule: messenger RNA, 1238 nt
Organism: Jaminaea rosea
Lineage: Eukaryota; Fungi; Basidiomycota; Exobasidiomycetes; Microstromatales
Exons: 2
Coding region: 40-990 (316 amino acids)
Cellular component (GO): nucleolus; nucleoplasm
Source: RefSeq, a predicted model, not a curated record